This is a messenger RNA of Gavia stellata (red-throated loon), 1670 nucleotides long. RefSeq names its product cell division cycle 6 (gene CDC6). Bases 12 to 1670 code for a protein of 552 amino acids. Gene Ontology annotation, molecular function: DNA replication origin binding; ATP hydrolysis activity. The record is from RefSeq and is a predicted model, not a curated record. NCBI's taxonomy places the organism in Eukaryota, Metazoa, Chordata, Aves, Gaviiformes, Gaviidae. The transcript has 11 exons. Gene Ontology annotation, cellular component: nucleus. Gene Ontology annotation, biological process: mitotic DNA replication checkpoint signaling; cell division; DNA replication initiation.
ACCCCCCCGCCAUGGCCAGCAGCAGCCCGCAGCGCCAGCGCACCAUCGGCUUCCCCCGCAGGAGGAGCGCCCGCCGCCUCGCCGCCCCCCCCGCCAAGGGCGGCCCCGACCCCGCCGCGCUGCGGCUCUCGCCCUACCCCGGGGCCUCGGGCCCCGCCGCGCCCGGCCGGGCCUCCCCGGGCACACGGGGCACACGCUCGGCCCGGGCCGAAGCGCUGCCCCUGAGCCCCCGCAAGCGCCUGGGUGACGACAACCUCUGCAACAUCCCCCGCGCCCUGCCCUGCUCCCCGGCCAAGCGCAGCAAGGAGAACCAGGGGCGCCGCUUGCUCUUCGGGGACCCCCCGGCCUCCCCCGAGAAGCCCAGCAGCCCAGGGCCGUCCCCACGGCGCGGAGGGCAGGAGACCCCCCGGAGCUCGGGGUGCGGCGGGCAGCCUGCCCGCACCCGGCUCUUCAGGCAGGAAGGCACCUGCUACCAGCAGGCGAAGCGGGUGCUGCACGCGGCCGUGCCCGACCGCCUCCAUGCCAGGGAGAAGGAGACCGGCGUCAUCCGGCAGUUCCUGCGGGAGCACGUCUGUGGGCACCGGCCCGGCAGCCUCUACGUCUCCGGAGCCCCCGGGACGGGGAAAACGGCCUGUCUGAGCCGCGUCCUGCUCGACUGUAAGGACGAGCUCGCCGGGAGCAAAACCAUCGUCCUGAACUGCAUGUCGCUGAGCAGCCCGCAGGGCGUCUUCCCCGCCGUGGCGCAGCAGCUGGGCCUGCCCGCGGCCGCCGGCCGGGAGGGCGUGCGGAGGCUGGAGAAGCAGCUGACGGCCCAGGGGCCCAUGGUCCUGCUGGUGCUGGACGAGCUGGACCAGCUGGAGAGCAAGGGGCAGGACGUGCUCUACACCCUCUUCGAGUGGCCCCGGCUGCCCGGCUCCAGGCUUGUCCUCGUGGGGUUGGCCAACGCGCUGGACCUGACGGACCGCAGCUUGGCCAGGCUCGGAGCCCGGCCGGCCGGCAGCCCCCGGCUGCUGCACUUCCCACCCUACACCAGGGAGCAGCUCAGCACCAUCCUGCAGGAGCGGCUGGGGCAGGUGGCUGGUGACCCCGUCCUGGACGCUGCCGCACUCCAGUUCUGCGCCCGCAAGGUCUCCGCGCUCUCAGGGGAUGCCCGCAAGGCCCUGGAUGUCUGCAGGCGCGCCGUGGAGGUGGUGGAGCUGGAGGUGCGGAGCCAGACCCUGCUCAAGCCGCUGCCCGGCGGUGACUCCCCGGCGUCCCCUGUCCCCAAGCGCGUGGGGCUCCUGCACGUCUCCCGCGUGAUCUCGGAGGUGUUUGGGGACCGGCUGGCGGCAGGCAGCCGGGGGACCCGGGACGCCUUCCCGCUGCAGCAGAAGGUGCUGCUCUGCUCCCUGCUGCUGCUCGCCCGGCACCUGCGCGCCCGGGAGGUGACGCUGGGGAAGCUCCACGACGCCUACAGCCAGGUCUGCCGGCGGCAGCAGCUUCCCGCCGUCGACCAGGCCGAGUGUCUGUCCCUCGUCACCCUCCUGGAGUCCCGGGGCGUCCUCGAGCUGAAGAAGGCCAAGGAGGCCCGGCUGGCCAAGGUCUCCCUGAAGAUGGAGGAGGCGGCGGUGGAGCACGCGCUGCAGGACGCGGCGCUGGUGGGCAGCAUCCUGGCCCAGGGGCUGUGCUAG